UCAAAAAACUGUCUGGUUAAGAUUCACCUUCCCUUUAAAUGCACGCCACAUUCAUCACACGUUCCCCUUUUGCAUUUUUGUUUUUUCUUUUUGGUUUCCCCCAAAUCUGUGCUUACUUGACCACGAAUCUUUGACUUCAAUCUUGAGGAAAAAAGCAAAGCUAAGCCCUGAUCAGGUUGUGAGUUGAGGAAGAAAGAUGGUGGGGGCUUUAUCGGUGGUGGACUCUCACACUGGUCCAUGUUUGUGCUCCACCAGCAUGAACUUGAAAACUGGAGGGGAAUUGGUUUCGCAAAUGAAGAGGAAACAAGGGGUGGGAAGGGCAGGGUGGUUGGAGUUAGGCAGCUCAUUUGUAGAUUCAUGCCAUGAUUGGAGGUUGUCUUCCAAGAUGAUUCCUGGAGUUGUGGAUAAGAAGAGUUCAAGGAAGGCCCGCACACUUGUGGUUGUGAAUGAAUUAGGAGGGCAGUAUGAAGAAACUUUCGGGGAUGUUAAAACGCAAUUAGUAAAUUACUUCACAUACAAAGCAGUGAGGACUGUUCUUACUCAGCUCUAUGAAAUGAACCCACCAAAAUAUACUUGGUUUUAUCAGUAUGUCGCAGCAAAUCAGCCUACUGAUGGCAAGAGUUUCUUACGUAUCCUUGGGAAGGAGAAUCAAGAGCUUGCUGAAAGAGUGAUGAUAACACGACUUCACCUAUAUGGGAAAUGGAUUAAGAAAUGUGACCAUGCUCAAAUAUACAAAGAGAUUUCGGAUGAGAACCUAGAAUUGAUGCGGGAACGGCUUAUGGAAACUGUGGUUUGGCCCUCAGAUGAUUCAAACACUGAUACGAUUGGGUGAGCCCUCAGGGAUUGAUUGCAUUUCCAAUUUUUCUUCUCUUAUUACUUAGCUUUAGAAGCACCUUGUUUGGUUUGGUCCCAAUGAAUGUUAUGUAUAUUUGGUUUUCCACCAACUAAGUAUAAGCUUUAUUGUAAACUGUAUAUUAUGAAUUGCUUGCUUAUAAAUUAUAAAUAGCGUCCACCAUUUCAAA
Messenger RNA from Gossypium raimondii (Peruvian cotton), 1022 nucleotides. RefSeq names its product chaperonin-like RbcX protein 2, chloroplastic. The coding region runs from base 197 to 832 and encodes 211 amino acids. The record is from RefSeq and is a predicted model, not a curated record. Gene Ontology annotation, biological process: ribulose bisphosphate carboxylase complex assembly. Gene Ontology annotation, molecular function: protein folding chaperone. Lineage: Eukaryota; Viridiplantae; Streptophyta; Magnoliopsida; Malvales; Malvaceae. The transcript has 5 exons.